AUGCUUGCACGUUUGGCCAGCAGGAGUCUGACAGUCGUAUUUGCGUCCGUCCGCAAGCCCGUGGGGGUCAACCUGCUUGGCAGCAAGGCACACGCGCGCGCAGCCAUGCCGAAGCACCAGGGCGUCCUCGCCCUCUUCGACGUCGAUGGGACGCUCACGGUUCCUCGGAACAAGAUCGAUGGCGAGAUGACCGCGUUCAUGAAUGAGCUGCGCGAGUACGUCACGGUCGGCGUGGUCGGCGGCAGCGACUUCAGCAAGAUCAAGGAGCAGCUCGGCGACGACGUGCUGGAGCGGCACGACUACAUCUUCGCGGAGAAUGGGCUCGUGGCAUACAAGGGGUCCGAACAGAUCGCCAUCCAGUCCCUCAAGACCUACCUCGGCGAGGACAAGCUGCAGCGCUUCAUCAACUUCGUGCUCCACUACAUCGCCGACCUGAAGAUCCCGGUGAAGCGCGGGACGUUCAUCGAGUUCCGCAACGGGAUGCUGAACGUGUCCCCGAUCGGGCGGAACUGCAGCCAGGAGGAGCGCGACGAGUUCGAGCGCUACGACAAGGAGGCGGGCGUGCGCAAGACCAUGGUGGCCAAGCUGCGCGAAGAGUUCAAGGACCUCAACCUCACCUUCUCCAUCGGCGGACAGAUCUCCUUCGACGUCUUCCCCGCCGGCUGGGACAAGACCUACUGCCUCCAGUUCGUGGACAAGGAGUUUCCGACGAUUCACUUCUUCGGGGACAAGACGUACGAGGGCGGCAACGACCACGAGAUCUUCACGUCGGACCGCACGGAGGGGCACACGGUGACGUCGCCGGCGGACACGCGCGAACAGUGCCGCAAGCUCUUCAUGCAGUGA
Molecule: messenger RNA, 846 nt
Organism: Pedinophyceae sp. YPF-701
Lineage: Eukaryota; Viridiplantae; Chlorophyta; Pedinophyceae
Source: the annotation of a GenBank genome assembly